UCACAGCUGGUCAACAGGUCAGUACUUAUCUGCCCGCUGCUGGAAACUGAUUUAGAUCUCUUUCUUCGGUAAAAAGGGGCCCAUCUACAAUCACAGCAUGACAAGCUACACAGAUAAGGGGGAGAAGCCCGUGAGGGGAAAGUUUGUCAGGUUUCAUCAUCUCACCUUCUGGGUCGGCAAUGCUAAACAGGCAGCCUCUUACUACUGUGAUAAGAUGGGCUUCGAGCCUAUGGCCUACAAGGGUUUGGAGACCGGCAGCCGAGAAGUGGUGUCUCAUGUCAUCAGACAGGAUAAGAUAAUGUUUGCGUUUGAAUCUCCGCUGAAUCCUGGAAAUGAAGAGAUGGGACAACACUUGAUGAAGCAUGGAGACGGAGUCAAAGACAUCGCCUUCCAGGUGGAGGACUGUGACUUCUUAAUCAAGACAGCUAGAGAGCGAGGAGCUGUCAUCGUCAAGGAACCCUGGGUGGAGCAGGACAACCACGGGAGGGUCAAGUAUGCUGUGGUUCAAACGUAUGGAGAUACAACACACACAUUCAUUGAGUACCUCGGCCCUUACAAAGGUCUUUUCCUGCCGGGCUACAAAGAGCCUCUGUUCAGGGAUGUUCUGUUAUCCACACUCCCACCCGGAGGUUUGCGCUUCAUCGAUCACAUUGUGGGCAAUCAGCCAGAUGAUCAAAUGGUGCCAAUUUCAGACUGGUAUCAGAAGUGUUUGAUGUUCCAUCGGUUCUGGUCAAUAGACGACAAGCAGAUCCAUACAGAUUACAGUUCACUGAGGUCCAUAGUUGUGACGAACUAUGAAGAGACCAUCAAGAUGCCCAUCAACGAACCGGCAUCGGGGAAAAGGAUAUCACAAAUCCAGGAAUAUGUGGACUAUAACGGGGGACCAGGUGUUCAGCACAUUGCCCUCAACACGUCGGACAUCAUUGAAAGCAUAGUGAACCUGCGCGCCCGAGGGAUGGAGUUCCUCUCAGCGCCUGACACAUACUAUGACACCCUGCGGCAGAAACUCGAAACCGCCAAGAUCAAGGUGAAGGAGGACCUCGACCGCUUACAGGAGUUGAAAAUCUUAGUUGAUUUUGACGACAAGGGCUACCUUCUUCAAAUCUUCACCAAACCUGUGCAGGACAGGCCGACUCUUUUCUUGGAGGUUAUUCAGCGGAACAACCACUUUGGCUUUGGGGCAGGAAACUUCAAGUCUCUCUUUGAGGCCAUUGAGAAGGACCAAGAUGCCAGGGGCAACCUCAAAGUGCUGACACCCAAAGGGCAGGCCAAAGCCUUCUACUGAUCCUCUGCCUGCUGCUGCCAAACCACACUUAGACUGUUAUAUAUGGCUGUACAUUUCAGAGGCAAUCAACAACACCUUCCACAACUAGAAUAUAUCAAACACAUGUACAGUGAGUGCUGAAUAUCUUCAUGUGACAAGCUGCAAGUGCUAUCAGAUACGCUUUAAGUUGUGUGUAGAUUGCAUGCUGUACGGCUAAAUAAAGAAACUCAUGUUCGUGCGGGUUGGCAUGCAGGUUUGGGAAACAGGUGUACAAAUUUUAAAAGGACUAGUUUAACAUUUCGGGAAGUAUAGUUAUUUGCUCUCUUGCCAAGAGUUGAGAUGAGACAAGAUCAAGUUCAAGAUCUUUAUUUGUCCCAGGGGGGCAAUUGGUUCUGGUGUAGUAGCAAUAAAAAACAACACAGGAUGAGAACAUGAGAAAAAAAACCCCACACAUACAUAACCACACAUAAUGAAAACAUAUAACACAAGAGUAAAAAGUAAACACACAGUUAUAAUAGGCAUGGUUGGACAUGUAAUUCCCUACUUUACAGACGAUUAUAUAGGAUGCUGCUUGUGUCUGUACGCUAAACCUGCUUAGCACAAAGACAUGAAACAUAGAGCCUAUUUCCUUUUAAAGCUAUUUUUUUGCUUUUAUUUGAUAGUGACAGCUGGAGAUAGACAGGAAAUUCAGGGAAAAGAGAGAUGAUAUGCAGCAAAGGACCCAGCCUGGAAUUGAACCCAGGUCACUGUGGUUAAAACUUAGCACACCUAUCUACCCUACCACAUGUCCAAAGGUAAUCAGAUCAACACCCCCCAACGACAACAUGACUUUGGGGGGUGUAUUAUGUAAUUCCACAGCCAGGCUGGCUGAGAGUUACAUCAAUCUUUCAUCUAACUCUCACCAAGAAAGUGAAUCUAAGUAUUUUACCCAAAUCUACUCCUCCUUUACAAUGAUAUGUUCUCAAUAUGUGUGUGUCAUGUGUCAAUCUCUUCUUCUAUCUUUACUACUGAAACAUAUGACUCACUCGAGUGAUAUUUCAAAUCACAAUGAAAGUUUUGACAUUUAUUGGACUGUGAAAAAAACAAAGUCACUUUACAGCCUUGUGUUUCGUAGGCAAAACACAAACGAUAAACUGUUAUAUUGUAAAUUAAUAUUUUAAGUAAUCAAGUGUUUAGUUGUAGUUAUCUUUGUUAGUUGGGUAAAAAAUCUGGGUAUUUCUUGAGGUCUAAUAAAAU
Larimichthys crocea (large yellow croaker) is the source of this 2500-nucleotide messenger RNA. RefSeq names its product 4-hydroxyphenylpyruvate dioxygenase a (gene hpda). Gene Ontology annotation, cellular component: endoplasmic reticulum membrane; Golgi membrane. Lineage: Eukaryota; Metazoa; Chordata; Actinopteri; Sciaenidae. The record is from RefSeq and is a predicted model, not a curated record. The transcript is spliced from 14 exons. Bases 98 to 1285 code for a protein of 395 amino acids. Gene Ontology annotation, biological process: L-tyrosine catabolic process. Gene Ontology annotation, molecular function: 4-hydroxyphenylpyruvate dioxygenase activity.